Molecule: messenger RNA, 1140 nt
Organism: Chanos chanos (milkfish)
Lineage: Eukaryota; Metazoa; Chordata; Actinopteri; Gonorynchiformes; Chanidae
Product: retinol dehydrogenase 11
Exons: 6
Coding region: 142-1113 (323 amino acids)
Source: RefSeq, a predicted model, not a curated record
CAGUUGCUGAACUGCAGUCUGCAGAUGGUCGCUCGAGGUUGUGUGUAAAUUUCGCUCGCCUCUUGAGAUGCGUUCUCGUUGAUUUUUCUUGUCAGUUAUAAAGUACAUAUAAUUUUCGUUGUAAUUACAUUAACUCUAUAAAUGUCCUGGGAGUGGAUCGACAUAAUUUCGCAUCCACUAUGGAUGGUUUCCACAGUGAUUUUGAGUAUUAUUGUUCGAUCUCAAAGGCGAGGUCCUUGGGAUCCGCGUGCGUGCACUGUGCGGUUGAACGGCAAAACGGCAAUUGUUACUGGAGCGAACACAGGGAUAGGUAAGUUCAUUGCCCUGGACUUUGCUCGUCGUGGCGCACGGGUGAUUCUUGCAUGUCGCAGUGAGGCCCGGGGGAAUGCAGCGUUGCAGGAAAUCAGGAGGCUCAGUGGCAACGAUGAUGUGCAUCUGAAACUGCUGGACACCUCCUCACUGGAUUCGGUCAGAAAGUUCGCCGCCCAAAUCUUACAAGAGGAGAAGCAGCUUCACAUACUGGUCAACAAUGCUGGGGCCUCAGGUCUUCCUAGAGCACUCACUGCAGAUGGAAUAGAGGUUUCAUUUGCCACCAAUCAUGUUGGACCCUUCCUGCUCACCAAUCUACUUCUGGAUCUGCUGAAACGCUCAGCUCCAUCUCGUAUUGUGAACGUGGCCUCUGUUAACCACUGGAGAGGGAAGGUUGAUUUCUCUCACUUCCAUGGCGAAAACCUCAGUUACAAAAUGGACACUGUCUACAACCACACCAAGCUUCACAACAUCCUCUGCACCAAUGAGUUAGCACGCAGGCUACAGAACACAGGUGUAACAGCAAAUUCUCUUCAUCCAGGAGUAGUAAUGACAGAAGUAAUGCGAAAUUAUAGCUGGCUCGUCAGGUUUCUCUUCAGCUGUGUGGGAUUUUUCUUCUUCAAGACCCCUGAAGAAGGAGCUGUCUCUGCGAUUUACUGUGCAGUCGCAGAGGAGACGGAGGGAAUCACUGGGAAAUACUUUGACAGCGAUUGCUUUAUCGCGCUACCUUCUCCUCUCGCCCGAGAUCCUGCCCUUGCAACCAAGGACUUUGAGUUCUGUGAGAGACUGACAGCUAAACUUUAACCCAAUGCAAAACAGUCGAUUCUUAAA